AUGCAACCAGGAAGAAGGAGGGAUUGGUCUAACCUGCCAUCUGUGCUCAUCGAUGACAUCGCCGUUCGGGUGCUCCGCUACGACGUGACCGACUACAUCCGCCUCCGCGUCUCGUGCAAGGAGUGGAGGAAGUGCACCAGUAACCCGCGCGACCUCGACAUCCGCCCCCGCCUCUGGACCAUGCUCUCCAACAACACUGACGGUGUGCGGCGCCGCUUCCUCAACCUCUCCACGGGCGCAUGCGUCCACGUCGACCUCCAGGAGCUAUCCACCCACCAAGUCGAGGCCAGCACGGAGGGCCUACUGCUCCUGCGCGACAAGGUGAGCCACGCCGUGCGCCUGCUCAACCCGCUCACUGGGACCCUCACCGACCUCCCACCCAUCACCGCCGAACUAGGGCAAGUGCACGAUGUCUGGACCGAGCAGCUGCUCUUUGUCCCCAGCAUCUUCUACGCCGGCAUCUCCGAAGAAACCUCCCCAGCGACAGUCGUGCUCACGAUGAGAGGUGUGGCGAGUUUCAUCGCGUACGCCAAGCCCGGCGACACGCAGUGGGCGCUCCUGAGCGACUGUUUGCUCAACGGUUGCAUCCGGCACUCAUCGGUGUCGACACUGCAAGGGCGCGUCUACUUGGCGACGUACGAGGGGAACAUACUACAGGUGAGGGUAGGUUCUGAACCUCGGCUGGUGCUAGUGGUUAUGGACCAACCCUUCAAAGAUUCAAUCGACAACAAAGUGAUCUCCUACCUCGUCCCGGCCGACGACCACCGGCACGGGGGCAUGCUUCUGGUGCGCCACUACAGAAGCCUUGAUCACCUCAGCUUGGCGGAGCAGAGGAAAAUGAAGCGCAUGAAGAAGAUGGACGUGAUCAGGGUGGAGACUAACUACAGGAACAAUCAGUGGCACCUCAUCGAGGUCCUCCAGGUGGACCUGGACAGGGAGAGGCUAGUCCCAGUGGAGGACAUCGGCUGCCACCGUGCAUUGUUCGUGGGUGACUUGGUGUGCUUCUCCCUCUCCACCGAGAGGUUCCCGUCUGUGGCUGGGAACGCGGUGUACAUUGGAGCGAACAGCUACUCCGCUGGAAAAAUUGGUGUGCGUUGCCUCGGGGACAGGACCACCGAUCCGCCAUUCCAGUUUGUCCGAGGGGAAUCUGCAUACACUGGCAGCCAUGGACGAGUGCGGAGGUUAGUGCCUAUGGCUCGCCCCUAUACCUUGCAAGAGUACCUCGUCUGCUGUGCCGGCAUCAAGGGUGGCAUAAAGGACUAA
Molecule: messenger RNA, 1263 nt
Organism: Lolium perenne
Lineage: Eukaryota; Viridiplantae; Streptophyta; Magnoliopsida; Poales; Poaceae
Source: RefSeq, a predicted model, not a curated record